GGUUGAUUUGGACGUAGGUCGGUAAAUGACCUUGAUGAGACCUUCAAGUUGGAAUGAAAGACAGUGAGGGAGGGUUCUGCUUUCGAACACCUCUCCCAGUAUCUGGAUCACAGGACGGAACAUCGUUUUGUUCUGAAGCGAAACGACCUAGAUUGUGUCAUACAUCAUCACGUGUUUCAAGUGUUUACAAUCGUAUUUUCGAUCGGAAUACUAAUAGCGCAAAUAAAGAUAACGAAAGUCAUUCAGCGUCGAACGGGUCUUUCUUUGGAAGCCUGUGUGGUGUACUGUUUACUUAUUAGGUGAAUUGGCUUAGUCACAUGGGCUCCACAUACAUGUGUUAUAUGUUUUCAUACCACAUAUAUUGUCCACACCUUUUAACAUUACCGUUUGCCGGUUUUAAAUCGCCAAUUCAUCCUGGUGAUGUUUGUCACUACUUUCUUCAAAGUCUACUACCAAACAAUCGUACACAAUCUUUGAAAAUGAAACAGUCAGCCGUGUUCAGCUCCACGCCGUUAAAUGGAAGUGUAAAGCCUUCUUUAAAAAAUAGUCAAAUUCCUUCUCAAAGGCUAAUGUAUCAACGACUGUUAGAUAAAGCAUCAUUUCCUCGGACUCCUUGUGUUAAACGGUCAAGCAGUUUCAGAGAAACAAUCACUAUAGAUUUGGACGAUGAGAAUAAAAGUCAGCGUUUUUCGCUAUUACGAAGAUGUAAUCUCUCUCCAGUUCUUGCAAAUAACAAUAAUAAUAAACUCCAGUCGUCAGUUGAACAAGCUGGUGUACAUGAUCGUACUGUAGUAGCAGCUGUCUCACCAGAUACUAGUGAUUCAGAAGUACGUGCAUGGCUUGAAAGUUGUGGAGAAUCCCCAUAUCUAUCAGACAGUUGGCUUAAAAAUUUAACUGCAAGUUAUCGUGAUAAAAAGAAGGAACGUGAACGUGACUAUGAAUUAGCUCAGGCGAAUAUACAAUUUUGGGAGAAACAGCGUAAUUUAGCUGAAAAAGAGCGUAUUGACAAUCUUGAACAAAGACUUGCUUGUUUGUUGAGAACUCCACCUAUCCUUGAAGAUCCGUAUUUAGUCCCCCAACCUAUUCCUAUUGAAUUACCAUACAAACCGCUCAAAGUUAAAGAACCUAAAGUACCUAGUCUACCAGUUUUAACUGCACCUCAACUAGCUGAGGUUGAAGCGGCUCUUCGUACCGGCUCUCCAGAUCAGGUGUUAGCAGAUAAAUUCAGAUUGGUUGUUACACGUCGUGAAUUAAUGACGUUAAGUGGUACAAAUUGGUUAAGUGACAUGGUAAUCAAUUUCUACUUGCAGUUACUGCAACAUCGAAGUCAACGUCAAACAAAUCUACCUCGUCUCGCUGUCCUAUCAACAUUUUUCUAUGCAAAGCUGACAUCACCAAAUGGUGGAGGUUAUCCUGGUGUACGACGUUGGACUCGUCAAAUGAAAUUGUUCGAUCAAGAUAUUGUACUUGUCCCAAUUCAUGAUAGAGGCAUGCAUUGGUGUCUGUCUUGUAUCGAUUUACGCGCCAAAAGUAUAACAUACUAUGAUUCAAUGGGUGGGGGAAAUACAAAGUGUUUAAAACAGUUGAUGUAA
This is a messenger RNA of Trichobilharzia szidati, 1592 nucleotides long. NCBI's taxonomy places the organism in Eukaryota, Metazoa, Platyhelminthes, Trematoda, Strigeidida, Schistosomatidae. The record is from the annotation of a GenBank genome assembly.